UCUAGACAAAAGUAAACUUACCCUUAAACCGCUCUGCAAUCUUCUCAAAUUCAUAUAUAUGUCAAGAUUCAAGACUCAAGAAAGCUACUAAUAUUCCCUUUAUCAAUCCAACAGUCACAAGAACUUUUUUGGCAUCCAAAGUUCAGCCAUGAGUUCACAUGAUCCCGGAAAUUUUUUUCCCAACAAUGAUCCCACAAUCUUCCCUCGCAAGAACAAGUAUGAUCUCAACAGCAAGAUCAUGCUCGCUGCCAUAGUUUCGCUAUCACUGGUUGUCUUCCUGGUGGCAAUACUUCACAUUUAUGCUAGGAUCAUGCUUCGUCGCCAAGCACGCAGGCGAGCCGCCUUUCGCCAGCUAGGGAUCAUUGCAAGUGCUCAAACUCACUCCGUCGUGCAACCUAAACGAGGGCUCGAUCCAUCUGUGAUUGCUAAACUGCCAGUUUUCGUCUUCAAGAAUACCGCUAGUAAUGAGGACAUGGCGGAGGGGUCAUCCCUCGAAUGUUCAGUUUGUCUAAGCAGCUUAGAAGAGGGUGAAAUGGCUAGGACAUUGCCGAAUUGCAAGCAUGUUUUUCAUGCCGAGUGCAUUGAUAAGUGGUUUAGUUCACAUUCCAAUUGCCCGAUUUGUCGCACCGAGGCUGAGCCAAGGGUGCAAGUUCUUGUACCAGAGCCUGAGCCCAGAGAAGGUAUGAUCAUUGGUGCUUCUGUUGCAAUUCCACCCACACCUCCAGUUUCAGAUUGUGCAAAUUUCACAAGUAUGGAAGGGACAUCAUCUGGUGGGCAAUCAUCAGGUAAACUUGUGAAAGAAUCGUCUCCAAGUUCAAGGUUCAGUUCUUUAAGGAGGAUUCUUAGUAUGGAUAGAUCGCCGCGGCGAAUUCAACCUUCUACACAAGAAACAGACUAUUCUGAAGAUCUUGAAAGACAGUGAAUAACAAUGUAGGUAUAUAAUCAAGUUUUGCUAUACACAAAACUCCCCUUAUUUGCCUCA
Messenger RNA from Coffea eugenioides, 982 nucleotides. Its product is annotated as E3 ubiquitin-protein ligase ATL41-like. The transcript has a single exon. Lineage: Eukaryota; Viridiplantae; Streptophyta; Magnoliopsida; Gentianales; Rubiaceae. The coding region runs from base 149 to 922 and encodes 257 amino acids. The record is from RefSeq and is a predicted model, not a curated record.